AAAAUCGUAUCACACUAUUUCAGUAAUGUGAGCAGCAUUCAUUGGCCUGUGACGCACUGCGCUAUUAAAAUGAACGACGCAUAGCACGAAUAACUGGCUGGAAAGUGCACGUAUAGGGAUGGAGACUUCUAGCUAUCUUCAGUAGACGACCAUUGAUGAUGCGCUGUCUCGAUGCUACUUAACGGCUAGAAAUCCAACUCUGCGGGAAACCACACAGGCAUAGACGGUUCACCUAUUAAAUGACAUUGUCUUUCACGAGUUCAUUUGUCGGGUAAGAGCACCAUUACGACAAGUCAUAACAGCGGGGAUAAGUACCUUCAACUCGAGAACUGUCUACAGGCAUGCAGUUGGCCUCCCGCCAGUGUCCUUCCUUAAGCAGUGGGUCUCAUUCCAAAUGGACUUGCAGCUUGCCAGUUUUAGUUGUUAGUGCCUGAUGCUUUUAAUUUUUCUGAUGGUUUGACUUGCUGACAUGCGCACCAAAGCUAACUAGUUGAUUACAUUACCCGACCUCAGUCGGCCAGGAUGACUGUUCACAACGAGCUAUGUAUGGAUCCACCGUUUAUAGGCUGAAUGACGUAGGGAUGGGAGACUGUGACAACCUCGGAGACACUUGGAAGGUUAAGUAAAGCCAAGCAGAUCAUUUCAUGUCCAUACAAAAAGUGGGUUCCGUUGUAUCAGGUGAGGUAGUAUUUUGCAGCAGGAGGGAUUGGCCAUGGGUGUUGUUAGCGCCGUCAAGCGGUUCACCCGCGCCGUCAUCCCCCAUAUAAUCGUUCUCUCUCUGUUGUUUGGGUACCUGAUAUUUGGUGCUGCCGUCUUCAGCUACCUGGAGUCAGGCAAUAGCGACGUGGAGAUGUACAACCUGGAACGAGACGAGCUCAAAGAAAAGCUGAUGAGUAUAAAGGCGGAGAAUGAUUAUUCAAUCCCUUCUAGGAACGAGUCAUCAUUAGCACCAGGAAUCCAGGAGGCUUCUACAGUAGCUGUUGGCACGUCUAUACCGGACGAAGACGUUGGUGAGGUGGUGAACGAGCUGAUAGACCGAAGCCUCAGGCCAGAGUGGAAGGUUGGAAGGAUGCAGGCGGUGCAGAGUAAUCGAGCUUGGUCCUUUGCAAGUUCCAUGCUUUUUUGCUUGACAACCAUCACCACCAUAGGUUACGGUGACGUGGUUCCGGUGACCGUUGAAGGGAAGGUAUUCUGCGUGAUUUACUCGAUAUUUGGCAUCCCACUCACCAUGCUCUACAUGGGAGGAAUAGGUAGCUUCCUGGCCCGUCUUAUCUUGACUCUCUGCAAGAUUCUUCAUCUAGGGCAGCCCAUUAAGCGGGCUAUGUGCCCCUGUGGGACCAGGCGCAAGAGCGAGUCCUAUGAAGCCGCCAAGUCGUCCUCCAAGCGCAAGACAAGCCAGGCAAAAGAGGUUCAGGAGGAGAAGGCCGAGAAGGAUGGGUCGAUGGCUGAGCUGUCUGUGGUGACGACCCAGCAUGGAGUGGAGGCGGGCCAUGGGGUAACAUCCAGCGUGGAAGACGAAUUGGAAGCUCCGGUGUUACUCGUUGUAGCUAUCAUAACGGGCUACAUGUGUGCGGGAGCAUUCUUGAUGGCAGGCAUCGAGGAUUGGUCCUAUGGAGAAGCUCUCUACUUCACUUUCAUCACCCUGACAACAAUCGGAUUCGGGGACUACGUUCCUAUGAUGCUGUACAAGGAAGAUGCAUUCUUCGUUUGCAUGGUCUACGCGCUUUUUGGUCUGGCUGUGAUAUCUAUGUGCAUUGCCCUAGUCCAAGCAAAGGUUCGUCGUCUUGGUAAUCGAUUCUGGGACUGCAUUGGAUGUUAAAUUUACCCACAGGUACACCAACAGGCUUUCAAAUUCAUCCCUAUACCAGUAUUGUACAUGUCAAUCAAACUUCUUGUCAUUCACUCACACCAAGCGGCGUUGCGCUUAGUUGUAGUGAUUUGUAUCGCACAAAGUCUAUGCUUGAACUCGAAACAUCCGAAGAACUGAUAUCGAAGCUAACCACCACUUCAACGUCUGCAAAGAGUCUAAUCGUACAUGUAUGAUCGUAUAUAACAUCGAUACCGUUUAAGAUUUGCUUUUUAUAACCUGUACUUGUCUUUACUACCAUCAGGUUCACUUGUGCCUCAUUUUGAAUCCAGUUUAAAGUUUAUUUACACAUAUAAAUCGUAAACUAACUUAUAAAAUCAACUUGAUACUGUUUGCCAUGUCAGUGUGGUAAAACACACGUAUUGUAUUGCAUUUCAAGUGAAAUCUAAUGGGGCUCAAAACAAAUACAUGUAUACACGCUUGCCUUUUGGCGUCUUUAGCUGGUAAAUCAUAUUUCCCAUAGAUACGCGUUAUUUCCAGUCAUGGCCGAAUACAUCUGACCCAGCUACGAGUAGAUUUAGCGCCCUCUUGCUGUAUGUGGCUAGUAAAGCAGUGACGUCAUGAGAUGUAAUGUGAAAAGUACAAGGGGUUGUUUAUUUAAAUAUCAAAUAAGUUCGGUCAUUGUGAUGCCUCUGAUAAGUAACAUAUUGUGAUGUAUGUAGGAUUUUCUUUGUCUGUAUACGAAGAUGCAAUUUUGAAACUUCAAUAUUACACGUACAAUAAAUAACUCAAACGCAGUAUUUAUGACGUCACAUUUAUGCUAAAUACGACCCACGACCAACACCCCAAGACAAACACUAACACAAGACUGCAAUUAAAGAUUUGAGGGAAUCCUUCUUGGGUAAUAAUUCUACGAGUAUUUACACUACCAAUGACAUUAACAAGCAACUCAGUAUAUGUUAGCAUUACUCUCAGUAUGCACAAUUAACACGCACAUAAAUAGACACAUAUAGACCUAUAUAGAAUGUUACAUUGUCAAGAUUUUAUUGUAAAUUAAUUGUUCAAAAUGUUAACCUUUAGAUAAAGGUUCUAAUUAUGAUCAGUAACCUUUCGGCAUACUUCACACUAAUUUACUACAUUCAUCACACCAAAAACACUUUUUAAAUCUCAUACGCCUUUUAUGAAACAUUGUGUAAGCAUUAAUGGCAUGGUUGAAAAUAUCUUUUAAAAAAGUGUAAGCCUAUUGUUAUGUUGCAUGAAGAAAAAAACGCAUGGAAAAGCAGCUUACGCGUUUCAAUACUGAAAGAUUUGCUACGCUGAUUAUGAGUGAUAAAGAAAAAAAGACAGAA
Molecule: messenger RNA, 3156 nt
Organism: Acanthaster planci (crown-of-thorns starfish)
Lineage: Eukaryota; Metazoa; Echinodermata; Asteroidea; Valvatida; Acanthasteridae
Product: TWiK family of potassium channels protein 7-like
Biological process (GO): stabilization of membrane potential; potassium ion transmembrane transport
Cellular component (GO): plasma membrane
Molecular function (GO): potassium ion leak channel activity; outward rectifier potassium channel activity
Source: RefSeq, a predicted model, not a curated record